GGAACGUAUGGAGACGAAACCAUUGGCGUUCCGAAAUGUCCCUCUUCCCCGGGGGAGGGGGCGGGAGUGCAGUUUUUAAAGAGACAGGCCGACAUUUCCCCUUCCGAACCUGAGCAGAGUAGCUGAAGGUUGCGGAAACCGGGGGAAGCUGCGUGCAUUGGGCCAAAGCAGGAAGGCAAAAAGCGGGGAGCGGGAGUCUCCGAGUCCGUCGCGAGGACAAGAAAGAGUAGGCGGAAUACGAGGGGCUCCUGCACCGGGUGGGCGCUGCGUUGUCCGAGCGUUGCAUCGGAUCCCGGGGCUGGAGCGGGGCUUGCAAAGAGGUUCCGCUGCCGAGCAACAGCUGGCCGCGAGAUGAAGCAAGAAAACAUCUUCCUCUUCGUCCCCAACCUCAUCGGCACCCGCUUUGGCGCCAUGCUGGACAUGUUGACGGACCGCUGCGCCACCAUGUGCCUGCUGGUGAACCUCGCUAUGCUCUACCCUGAAUCUGCCCUUUGGUUCCAACUCAGCAUGAGCCUUGACGUUGCCUCCCAUUGGCUCCAUCUCCACAGCACCGUGGUAAAAGGUGGGGAGAGCCACAAGACCAUCGAUUUGUCAGGGAAUCCAAUCCUGCGGGUGUAUUACAGCUCCCGGACUGUCCUCUUCAUCAUGUGCGCUGGGAACGAGCUCUUCUACUGUAUGCUGUAUUUGCUGUGUUUUGGGGAAGGACCAGAAAUCCUGCCCGGACAGGCUGGUCUCUACCGCCUAGUCCUGUGGGUUUCUGCCCCCAUCGCCAUCGCCAAGAGCCUCAUCAGCCUGGUCCACCUGAUCUGCGCCUCGUGCAAUAUGGCUGCUCUGGACGUCGCGGAACGCGCCAAGAGGAAGAAGUAGCAUCGAAAGACCCCAGCGGAGGGGCAGAAGCAUCACUCCCCUUCAUGCUUGCAGUGGGACCAGCUCACCAUCCCUCGCCCUGACGGGGUUAGCCACCCCAUGUGCACAGCUCUUGCUUGAUGCGAUGACCCCACCUUCCCACGAAUGUAUAGGAUGAUAGGAACACGUCCUGCUCCUCCCGGCUCCCUCCUGCAUUCCCCAUGAUGCUUUGCACUUAGGAGAAGAUUGGCUGGUAGGGAGGAAUAUUGACUUUGCCUGUGGGCUGAAAAGGAGGGAUUCGAUCGACCAUUUUGAGGGCAGCUAAAUAGACCUCCGUUUGGGGCUUUUUGGUUCCGUGCUUCAAAACUUGCUGUAUACUUGGGCGGGGUGGGACAAAAUUCAGCCACAAGAGAAGUACCUUUUCAUUUCCCAAAAGUGCAUGGGAGUAUUGCUCUUGAGUUAGGAGGCCAUAUCGUUCCCAAAAUUCCCAAGUAUAUGUAGGCCUGGGCAGCCAAUGAAUUGGCCAGUUGGUGGCCAUUUGAUUUGGAUUAUACUAAGAAGAGCAUUUGAAAAUGAUUAUCCUAGGUUCUUAGGAUAGAAGCCCCAUUGAGGCUUGAGGUCUGUGUGCAGUAUUAUCCAUCUUAAGAUUAUCUCUGGCUGUAAAUUUCUGCAUCUACUCUAGCCAAUAGUCCAUGUUGCUUAGACAUGCUUGGCCAUAAACAGCCAUUUGGAUCCUGCUCCCAAAUUCUCUUCUCCUCACAAUGCUUUGCUUGUGAGAGGAUCUGCAUUCAUUUUUCUGCUGUUGUUGGCUGUUUUUGCUACAUGGAACUGUAGGCUUCUAAAUACCCUGGAAGAGCACAGGGCAUAGAGGAGCCAUUUUGUAGCAUUGCUAUUGAAUAUUAACUUGCCCCACUGUUUCUUCACACAACUUUCCCCACACAAUUUCGGACUGACCCUAGUUGAGAUUGGCUGUUCUUUCCCCCUCAAUCAUGCAUGUGCAAUUUUGAAAGGGUGCAGUAGAAUUCGAAUGUGUGGUAAACAUUGGGCAGCUUUAGCAGCCAUCUUGCCCAGUCUGGCUUCUCCAUCCUUUCUUCCUCUGAAGGCAGAGCAAUUAUUUGUGGGUUUCUCGCCCUAUUUCUGAGCUCUUGGUAGUUCCCUGAGAUAUUCUGGGUCCUGUCCUUGUACACCUGUCUUCCUCUCUUCCCUUUCCUCAAUCAUUUGUGCAUGAGCAUAAGUUGCCAUAUCACAUCACAGUUCUGUUUUCCUCCAUGUGAAUUUUUGUUGUUAUCAGUGAUGGCUAGGUUUACAGCGACAUGGUAGCCAUCCUAGCCGCUCCUAUAGUUUAAGGCUAAGUAGGGAACCUUUGGCCUUCCAGAUGUUGCUGAACUACAACUCCCAUCAGUCCCAGCAAGCAUGACUAGUGACCUGGGAUUAUGGGAGUUGUAGUUCAGCAUCAUCUGGAGGGCUAAAGGUUCCUGACAUCCACUUUAAAGCUUCCUUCUCUCAGCUCCCCACAAAAGCCAGUUCUUCCUUUUGACAAGAGGAGAUAGAGGUGACUGAUGAAGGAGACUGUGGAGGUGGGAUUUGGCGGCCAUCUUAGAAAAACCCCAUUAAAGCCCUGAAGUGACUUGGCAGCUGUAUUGGAGCAAACCAACGUCAGGUGACCUGCCCCAGGUUUUCAUAUAUUGAGCCAAACUAGAUUAUUAUUUGCUAGAAACUUCCCUCAUCCAAAUGGUGCGGUGGGGCAGAGGGACACACAGGAGCUGAGGGUAAUUAUUGCUUCUGUGGAUUGUCGCACGCCGUCUCCUGCCGGAUGGGGAGCAGUUGUUACCUUGCCAUGUCCUCUCCUCUCCUUCGCAGCGUCACUGCCACACCCUCACAACCCCCAGUGGCGUAUAAUUUGUAUGUAGGUUUUUAAAAAUUAAGACUUGGUGCAAUAAGACACCCCCCUCUCUCCACGGAGUGGGAGUUGCUGUAAUAAAGAAAACUGUGUAACCAGCUGAUUGUGUGUGUUUUUAAUUUGUUUUUAUAUAAGGAUCUUGAAGAAUAGCUGGGUUGUUGGGGGCGGGUUGCUCAGCCACGGUUCCUAGCUCUGAAUUUAACUGCAUUCUGAAAGGGUUGAGAGAGUCAAUAUGGUCAAGGGCUCACAGUGCUCUGUAUGUUAAGAUUUGGUCCUGGAUCCUAAUCUCACGGAUGAGGUUGAUCAAAUUGCACACUCUUGAUCAUGUGGGCAGUUGGAGCCUUUGGGAAGGAGGCAGGAGGCUCUCAAAUGCUGCCAGAGUCUCGUCCCUCCUUCACAAAGCCCAGUGCCUCCUUACCUGGCUUUGGGAAGGCAGCGCAAGGGCU
Zootoca vivipara (common lizard) is the source of this 3192-nucleotide messenger RNA. The record is from RefSeq and is a predicted model, not a curated record. NCBI's taxonomy places the organism in Eukaryota, Metazoa, Chordata, Lepidosauria, Squamata, Lacertidae.